Portunus trituberculatus (swimming crab) is the source of this 7293-nucleotide messenger RNA. RefSeq names its product catenin alpha-like (gene alpha-Cat). Gene Ontology annotation, cellular component: catenin complex; adherens junction. Lineage: Eukaryota; Metazoa; Arthropoda; Malacostraca; Decapoda; Portunidae. Gene Ontology annotation, biological process: cell-cell adhesion; cell migration. The record is from RefSeq and is a predicted model, not a curated record. Gene Ontology annotation, molecular function: beta-catenin binding; actin filament binding; cadherin binding. The transcript is spliced from 20 exons. Bases 1142 to 4003 code for a protein of 953 amino acids.
GGGAGGGUGAUGUGCAUAGUGCCAGUGGGAUUUAUAACUGCUUCAACCUCACUAUCCUUAUGCCCAGUCAACUAACCGUCCAGCCAACAGUCUGUAAGUUGUGUCGGUGAGAGGUGUGUCUUGCUGAUCUGAGCCACCAUGACUCUGGACCACUACAACACGGGGGCCCCAGUGGUCCUCAAAUGGGAUCCCAAAAACUUGGAGAUCCGCACUAUGUCUGUGGAAAAGACUCUUGAACCAUUAGUGAUUCAGGUGACGUGUGAUCAUUAGAUGCUCAUUUCUACACCCCAGAUUGUUGGUGCCAGCGUGAACGAAGCUGAUGUAAAGUUUUGUACACCAGUGACUACCAUAUGAAAAAUGUUCCUGUGACAGAGUAAUCAUAUUGUCGUCAUCAGCUUCUAACGCGAGUUUUGUGAUGCUCUAUUUUUCUUUUAUUGCCUAUGCUUAUUUAGUGAUUGGUAAUAUCUUUCAGCUUGUACACUUAUGUAAGGUUGCUAUGUAUUGAUUCUAUUCAGGACUGAGUGAUGUGUAUUGAUGUGUAAGGAGUAUUCAUGUGCUAGUAUGACAUCCAGCACCAUAGUACAUUUCUCCCUGUUGUGAAACUUAAAGGUGAAGAGAAAUGAUGGCAGCGAAAUACUUUACUCUGCACGGAACUCUCUCUUAGAAGUUAUUGAUACAUUUUCUGAUGAGAGCAUAUAAACAUUGUGUGAAUUUGAGUAUUUUAAUGUCAUCUGUUAUGUAUGUUCUAUAAUUAAGGAUUUGCUGCAAUGUGUUUCAGUAUUUUGUGCUCUUUUCCUUUUCCAAUUGCAUUUUGUGUGGUAGAUUACCUUACUUUUUUGUUGUACUUGAGCAUCAUAAAGCUAAAAUCUGGGGUCCUUAGAUUGUUUUUUGUUGAUUGAUUUAUUUUGUUUUUUUAGGUUGAAGUGCAUGAAGUGUUCAGUGUAGUUUGAAGUGCAUGGUAACACAUCACUCUUGGAAGAGAAGUGUUGCAUGAACUGUGAUGGGAAGACUGUCAGGCCUUUGGGAUAUGAAACUGUAUCACAAAUAAGCUGAAAGGCCAAACACUGUACUUCUUGAGAGUGGUGAACUCAAAGAAUUAAAAGGACAGUUGUAGUGCAUAAGAGAGAGACACAGUUGCACAAUGCCUGAGAGUGUAAACCAGCAGGGGCAGGGCACAGACGCCGGCGGUGGUCUGGUGCUGCGAUGGGACAUAAAAAAUCUGGAGAUCAAGACCAGAUCUGUUGAAAAGACUCUAGAGCCACUUGUCAUACAGGUUACCACUUUAGUCAACACCAAAGGUCCCUCAAAGAAAAAGAAAGGUAGAAGUAAAAGGGCACAUGUCUUGGUGGCGGCUGUUGAGGCUGCUACAGCAAACUUCAUUGAGCGAGGGGAAGAGAUUGCCUACGAGAACCCUGACAUCCGGGGGGAGAUGCUGGGGGCUGUUGAGGAAGUGCGCAAGACUGAUACCAUGUCCCGGGCCGCUAGGGAAUUUGCCGAAGAUCCAUGCAGCAGUGUGAAGCGUGGCAACAUGGUGCGGGCCGCCAGGAGUCUGCUGUCCGCCGUUACUCGCCUCCUCAUCCUGGCUGACAUGGUGGAUGUGCACCGCCUCCUCAAGAGUCUGCAAGUUGUUGAGGAUGAUUUGGAGAAGGUGAAGAACGCAUCCAGCCAGUCUGAGCUGCUAGACAAUUUCCGUCUGUUUGGCAAGAACACUAGUGAUCUUAUCAAUCAAGCUGCUAAGAGACAGAACGAGCUGAAGGACCCAAGGCUGCGGGAUGACCUAGCCUCGGCUCGGGCUGUUCUGAAGAAAAACUCUAUGAUGCUCCUCACCGCUUCCAAGGCAUAUGUGAGACACCCUGAGCUUGCUGCUGCCAAGGCCAAUAGGGACUUUGUGUUCAAGCAAGUGUGUGAAGCAGUCAAUACUAUCAGUGAUGUGGCUCAGGGCAAGGCCACAGGAGCCGGACAGAUGCCCUAUGAAGGUCCUGGUGAACUGGCAUCAGCACUUGAUGACUUUGAUGAACGCAUCAACAUGGACCCAUUGACAUACAAUGAGGUGCGCACCAGACCUUCCCUGGAGGAACGCCUGGAGUCCAUCAUCAGCGGGGCAGCUCUCAUGGCCGACUCAUUCUGCACACGGGAUGACCGUCGCCUCAAGAUAGUGGAGGAGUGUAAUGCUGUGCGGCAGGCUCUCCAGGACCUCCUCACUGAAUAUAUGGAUAAUAUGGGACGCAAGCAGCCAUCUGAAAACCUGGACAAGGCUAUUGACCACAUGUACCGAAAAACAAAGGAUCUAAGACGUCAGCUACGCAAGGCUGUAGUUGAUCAUGUCUCUGACAGCUUCCUUGAGACGAAUGUUCCUCUCCUUGUGCUUGUGGAAGCAGCACGCAAUGGUAAUGAGAAAGAUGUGGAAGAAUAUGCACAGGUGUUUACAGAGCAUGCCAAUAAGUUGGUUGAGGUGGCUAACCUGGCUUGCACCAUGUCCAAUAAUGAAGAUGGUGUGAAGAUGGUGAGGUAUGGUGCUGCACAGAUAGAGCAGCUUUGUCCACAGGUCAUCAAUGCUGCCAGCAUCCUCUCAGCAAGACCCAAAUCCAAGGUGACACAGGAAAAUAUGGAUGCCUUCAAAGAUGCUUGGGAAAACCAAGUUCGCAUUUUGACGGAGUCGGUUGAUGACAUCACUACAAUUGAUGACUUCUUGGCAGUGUCAGAGAGUCACAUCCUGGAGGAUGUGAAGACCUGUGUGAGGGCCAUCAAUGAGGGCGAUCCAGAGACUCUUGACCGUAUUGCUGGGGCGAUCAGGGGCCGCUCUACCCGGGUGUGCCAUGUGGUGGCCUCAGAGAUGGACAACUAUGAACCUUGCAUGUACACUGAUCGAGUAUUGGAAGCUGUCAAGGUCCUCAGGGAUCAAGUACUACCCAACUUUGCCCAGCGUGUGGAUGUGGCAGUGGAGGCCCUCAGCAGCACUCCUGGGAAGGAGGUGGAUGAAAAUGAGUUUAUUGAUGCCUCUCACCUGGUGUAUGAUGGUGUGAGGGAGAUCCGUAUGGCAGUCCUCAUGAACAAGGCUGAUGAUGAGCUGGAUCCUGAUGAUGUGCUCAUUGAUGACUACCAUGGCAUUGAAAUCAGGAGCAAGUCAAGUGCCCAUACAGUGGAGACAACCAUUGAUGAGUAUCCUGGUGUUAGCGGCAUUACCACUGCAAGAGAUGCCAUGAGGAAUCUGAGUGAGGAGGACAAAGACAAGAUUGCUGCCCAGGUUGAAAACUUCCGCCUGGAGAAGGUUAAGUUUGACCAAGAAGUUGCCAAGUGGGAUGACACUGGAAAUGACAUUAUUGUGUUGGCCAAGCACAUGUGUAUGAUUAUGAUGGAGAUGACAGACUUCACAAGAGGUCGAGGCCCUCUCAAGACCACCAUGGAUGUUAUCAAUGCUGCCAAGAAGAUCUCUGAGGCUGGAACUAAGCUAGACAAGCUCUCUAGGCAAAUUGCUGACCAGUGUCCAGAGUCCCGGACCAAAGAUGACAUGUUGGCUUACCUGGACCGCAUUGCCUUGUAUUGCCACCAGCUCAACAUCACUUCCAAGGUCAAGGCUGAUGUGCAGAACAUAUCUGGUGAACUCAUUGUGUCGGGGCUUGACUCUGCUACAUCACUGAUUCAAGCUGCCAAGAACCUCAUGAAUGCUGUGGUCUUAACAGUCAAGUGCUCCUACGUUGCAUCCACCAAAUACCCUCGGCAAGGCACCAUCCCUCAGCCUGGAGUCAGAUCAGCAGAAGUGAGCACAGGUGGGGGUUUACAGAAAGCAGGGGGGAAAGGUCCCCAUAUUCCCCCAAAGCCUGUAGUAUCACAGGGACAGUCACCAAUUGUUGUGUGGAAGAUGAAGGCUCCAGAGAAGAAACCUUUGGUGAGGCGCGAGAAGGCCGAGGAAGUGCGAGCAAAGGUUAGGAAAGGCAGCCAGAAGAAACCUGUAUCUGCUCUGAAGGCUCUUGCUGAAUUCCAGAGUCCAGCUGAUGCAAUUUAGAGCAGUUUUUUUACUUAAUUAGUGACUGUGUAACUGAUAGGAAGAUGUGUUGGAAGGUGUAUUUUGAGGCCUAGAUUCCAAUUUGGCCUUUUCUGUAGUUGCCCACAUACUGUGAUGGCCAACUGUCCCAUGUAGAAUUAGUUAGGGAAAGAGGCACAUUUAUUGAACUGAAGUAUGUAGUUUUGGCACAGUCCCAUCUACACAUAUAAUUUUUCUCCCCCUCCAAUUAAGUCCUCAACACAUCAUCACAAGAUAAUAUAUGUGGUUAGAUAUAUACAUAUAUAUAUAUAAUCAUAUUUUUUACACCAAAGGCAGCAUAUGUUUAAACAUGCAUUCCAUUUAUAAUUUUAUGUAGAUUUCCAUUGUCAGCUGAAGGGCAAUGCCUCACUACCCAACAUUAUCAUAAGAUUUCAUAUUUUCCUAUUAAUUCUGCCCAGUGUAUUGCCCACAUGAGUGUUGCAAGAGAGGAACGCUAGAUAAGUCUGUGGUGUAAUGAGAUGGAAGUGGUUAAUUUGGUCAUCAUAUCUAUGGCUGGAGAAAAAGUUAAUUUGUACAAUACCUGAGAAUAUUUAUAUAGGAUCACAACUAGCAUCUAGUUAACUGAGAUCAUUAUUUAUGUAUUGUUUGUUUUCUGAAACUUGGCUCAUCAUUUUCUUUUCAUUAUAUUGUUAUAUUUUUCAAGUAUUAAUGUGUGAACUCAGUCUUGACAUUGUUGGUCACAUAAAUUGCAUUACCUGAGCCUUCUGUCUUGAAGUAACUUUCUCAUUGAACACAAGAGUCUGAAGAGAAGCACACUGGUAAGAAGGAUAUAAUAUAUUAUUAUCUCAUUUCCUUUCAACUCUUCCCUUUAUUAAUAUUUAAAUGUAUCAUAUAGAUUAUUAUAUUAUUAUUAUUAUUAUUAUUAUCAUUAUUAUUAUUAUUAUCAUUAUUAUUAUUAUUAUUAUUAUUAUUAUUAUUAUUAUUAUUAUUAUUAUUAUUGUUAUUAUUAUUAUUGUAGUUGUACAUAUUGUAGUGAGGUGUGCACAUUUCUGGGGUUUGGAAUGAGAGCACAUACAUAAUUUAUCAUUAUUAUUAUGUUUUACAUAUUUUAUUCUUAAUUACAUAAACUAUUGCUCUCAUGAAGGUGCUAAGUAGAAGUAGCACUCUGUGUUGAUAAAAAGUGGUUUUCAUCGUAUUUCACAGAAAUCUUCCUCUUCUCUAAUAAGACAAGAUUAUGAAGAUGUUAAACAAAAAAAUCUAUUCCAUAAAGUAAUUAGUUUCUUAUAUUAAACUAAUGAUUGAUCAUACAACAUACAGAUUUGAAUGUGGAAUUUUUUUUUUUUUUUUUUUUUUUUUUUUUUUUUUCCUCCCUCUCACUGGCAGGAGUAAGUCAUCUGUACUUGUGUCCUUCCCUUAGCUAACUCAGUCUCAACUUCUUUGAUCUCUCACAAAAGCCGUGUCAUGUUUGGGAUUCAUGUUCAUUCUUUCUUAUUAAUUUAGUGUCUGAGUAUGUGAUGCAGUUGAAUGUGUAGCUGAUUUCUUAGAGAAUAAUAGGGAUUGUGUUGAGUGAAUGGUGACUGGUAUUGAGCUUAGCCUCAUGUAGAGGUGAAUCCAUUUAUGGGAAUUACUAAGAUGUAGUAAUCCAUUGUUUGAAGUCUGGAUGUUGUGUAUCCCCUUUAUAUUCCUAGCUUGAACUAUUUGGACAGUGUAGGACCUGUUGACAGAAUAAAACAACAGGAUCCAAUGCUAGUAGAUCUGGAUGAAGACUGUGAGAAUGAGAUAAUGGCUGGUGUGACAAUCAUUGGUGCUCUACUGAUGAUUGCUGUCCUGCUAAUAAUCCAACACAAUUUAUUAGCUGACUAUCCCUGGCUUAAAUCCUUCAGGUGGACUUGCUGUUGUGAAAACUGUCAUACUUAUUUGCCUAGUUUUUUGUAAAGUGGUCAAUUGCUGCUUAUGGUUUCAAAGUCAUUCAUUCUCUCCGGCUUGUAUGUGUGGAAAAAAUAGAUCCAGUGUUCAUGUCCUAUUUUUGUGGAAACAAUUUUGUUCAAAAGCAAUGAGAGGAAAUAUUGUGUCAAGAGCUCAACUGUUGAAGUUGUUGAUAUAUCUCCACGACUUUUAAAUCUUAUUUUAUUCGGUGAGGAGUCAUGACAUUAAUAGUAAAUCCUUUUAAUAAACAAUGUCACUCUUUCUGACACACCAAAGUCCCUGCAUUUCCAACCACUUGAUUAAACGACAUCACAUGCAUAAUUGAAAUCUGUGAGUAGUGUAUGCACUAUACUGAAUGUGUGUAAAUAUAUAUAUAUAUAUAUAUAUAUAUAUAUAUAUAUAUAUAUAUAUAUAUAUAUAUAUAUAUAUAUAUAUAUAUAUAUAUAUAAUAGCAGUUAGUGGACUGUGUUUUGGUUAGAAAAUUAUGUAUGCAAUAGACAAAUACUAGAUUCACAGUGAUGCCUAAGGAAACUCUUUGACCAAGAAAACAUAUCCUGUGUAGUACUACCUUUAAUUAAUGUGAUUACAGCUGAGUGCACCAGUCAAGCUUCCUGGGAGUUGAUAGCAGAAUAACUUGCAUACAAAAUUCAAAUAUGAAGGAUACUUGCUUCAUAUGAAAUUUUGCAGGAAAAAGAAAUGGAUAUAUUUAUAUCAGUUCACAAGAAUUUGCAAGUACUUAGUUUGUAAAUGCAGGAACUUUAGUGUGUGUGUGUGUGUGUGUGUGUGUGUGUGUGUGUGUGUGUGUGUGUGAGUGAGUGAGUGUAUAUGUAUGUGUGAUAGAAAAUAAUGGUCUCAGUAUGUAACAAGUGAUUCUAUAUUGAUGCACUUGCAUAUCAUUUAGUCGUAUAUGAUGGCUAACUGAAAUAAUGUAGUUGGGCAGCUUUUGUAUAUUGUAGAGUAAACUAUGAAUAGGAUAUAAGUAAUUUUAGUUUAAGGCACCAAAGAAAUUAUAGCAUGCUGGUCAUGGAAAUUGUUUACAGGGCAAGCAAUGCAUCAUAAUUUACAGUAGAGUUUAUUGAACAUAGUUAUGCAAGCAGUUUUCCAUUUGAAACAAAAACAUUCCUGACAUGCAAUCCCAUGCUCUGUGUUACAUUUUAUAGCUGAAGUGUUUAUCUCAUACUGGUAAAAGUUUUGCAGUUUGCCUCUUGUUAUUGUCAUGGUAAUUGUGAAUUGUUAUUCACAUGUUGUACCUCUAUACUAAAAAAGUAUAUUUUUUUCAAAACGUUUUAGAAAAUUAUAUCCUUACCUGUAUUCUCAGCAUUAUAUAAUUAAUCUAAUGUACUUUGGGUGCCAAAAUAUAUAGUAAAGAAGAAAACAAAUCUGAA